GACCUCAUACACCCGACAAACCUUUGCCAGAUGAGAGCGGAUUCGUGGACUACCUUUCACCUCCUCCCCCGGUGAGCCAAUACGGCCUGUCCUACUACAGGCCCCCUCCACCGACGCAGGGCUUCUACGCGCCUCCACCGGUGCAGACCUACCCUGCACCAAUGCAGGGCUACUACGCCUCUUUUUACUAUCCUCCUCUACCUCCUCCGGUGAUGCAGCGUCCUCCCCUGAUUCAACCCUACAAUCCUCCUUUCUUGGGGCGCUACCAUGUGGUCCAUGCACCAACCUCUGGCCAGCGAGAGCAGCCGCUUGUGAGCACAUUUUUGUAUGGUGCGCUAGUGAUCGUCAGCGUGGUGCUCUUCAACCUGCUGAUUGCAACUGUUUUCGCGGUGACAGACGACCGGGAAAACAACGUGCCCUACGGCUACUACCCUCCUUCUCCACUUUCUCCACCACCUCCUCCUCAAGAGCUUCCGCCUCUUCUCCAGCUGCAACCAGAAUUUACAACCAGAACCUACAACCAGAACCUACAAUACCUGCAACCAGAACCUACAAUACCUCGAGGAAGAGUCGCACCGGUAAAAUUCAAG
Messenger RNA from Rhipicephalus microplus (southern cattle tick), 590 nucleotides. Its product is annotated as extensin-1-like. NCBI's taxonomy places the organism in Eukaryota, Metazoa, Arthropoda, Arachnida, Ixodida, Ixodidae. The record is from RefSeq and is a predicted model, not a curated record.